Messenger RNA from Anopheles cruzii, 21601 nucleotides. RefSeq lists its product as uncharacterized. NCBI's taxonomy places the organism in Eukaryota, Metazoa, Arthropoda, Insecta, Diptera, Culicidae. Gene Ontology annotation, molecular function: chromatin binding; ATP binding; histone binding. Gene Ontology annotation, cellular component: nucleus; chromatin. Gene Ontology annotation, biological process: regulation of gene expression; chromatin remodeling. The record is from RefSeq and is a predicted model, not a curated record. The transcript has 19 exons. Bases 1 to 21105 code for a protein of 7034 amino acids.
AUGAACGCAUACAGUGGCUACGGAGCGUCCAACCAGAUAAAAGCGUACGUUCGCUACGAGGUGCCGGACACAGGAUGCGGACUGCCACAUCCCUGGUUCGUGAGUGGCUACAAUGCACCACCAACUCCUGUGUAUCCGGAGCAGAGCACCUACACAGCGACCCAGACAGCGAUAUCGACGCGAUAUAACGAGCUCACGAUUAGAGUUAGCAACAGCACUGGCUUCACGACCAGUAUGCCCUCCGCGCACGGCCAAACAGGCCCCGCGGCGGGUGGCGAAACGGCAUCCAGAGCAACGUAUGGAAUGCCUCCGCCAAAGACGAGACCGUCAACACUGAUAAGUACCGGUCGUACCGGGACGGUUCCGGACAAUUUCGUCCGCGUGCUAGAACAGCAACCACCUGCGUUACCGGUGGAAGACAAGAACGCUGUGGCGCCAAAUGACAAGAGCGCGACGAUCACUCAACAGUGUGAGGUAGGAUACAGUUACCGAGAGUAUCCGGACCGGCACGACGCACCGUCGCUGCCACAGAAACCAGUGCACGAGAUGUGCAGAGACUUCAGGCAUCAGCAGCAGCAGAAUAUGCCAACAACGGUCGCUGCAAUCGGACUGCUGACGAUGCUAUUCACCAUCACCGAGGCAUCGCUGGUGUCACCAUAUGAGGCGGGCGACGACGAGGACGCAAUCCACACAGUGCUGCGCCUCUAUCGGAAGCCCGAUACGCGUGAUACGGCGCAGGAGGUGCCGAUUACGAACGAUACGAUACGCAUCAUCUAUAUGUACCACGCCCGGGACCCGACGAACGUGGCGCAGGGUAUCGGUACGCUGCCGGACCCAGCGGACGCGUUCAAGGACUCGGUACCGAUCUGCCUGACGCAGCCCAUCAACCAGGUCCCGAUCGAGCUGGACUCGCGCACCCGGACGCUCGAGCUGCGCAUUUACGACGUCCCGAUACCGCAGACCGACGACAACCUGCGCUGGUGUAUGACGUUCAAGCUGGACCAGUUCGUCCGCAAGCAGCAAAUGAUUCGAUACGAACCACUGAUCGAGUCACGGUCGAACAUCCCGCAUCCGAAGCACAUGUUGCUGUACGAGUGCCAGGGCCGGCCCCCGGAGCGGGAGAUCACGCCGCAUGAGCCCGGCCAAUCGGAUGCCUACUAUCGAUACGAUCCGACUGCACCGCGGGGAAUGGGUCCACCGGGCAAUGCGGGAGGGCCAUACGCGCGGCAUCGGGCCCCACACCCGAUGCAGCAGCAGCAGCCUCCGCCGCAGUCCCAGUACCCCUCGUACCACCAGCCGGCCGGCACCGACUCGAUGUACUCGAUGCCGGACCACGGUGCGGCCGGGAUGGCCGGCAUGGGUGAUGUGGUGUGGGGGGCACAGCCACCGCCACCACCGCAACCCAAUCCGUACGCGUCACCGAUGCAGUAUGGGCUACCGCAGGUUCCACCGCAAGGCCCAACGCAGCGGCAAGCACCUACGGGGUAUCGACAGCACAUGGGAGGCUAUCCGCAGCAGGAUCCGCAGAAGCUGCAAUAUCCGACGCAGCAGUCAAUGAUGGGUGGAAUGAUGCCCGGCCAGGGUUACGGUGCGUUGAGUCAACCCCAGCAACAGCAGCAGCAGCAGCAACAGCAGCAGCAACCGACCCAACAGCAACAACCGCAGCAGCAACAAGCUCAGCAGCAGCAGCGCGUGUCGCAACACUACCCGCAACCGGGCCACGCGAUGUACCCGGGAGCCCCGGGACCGGCCCAAGCAGGGUACGGGGCUUACGGUCCAGCUGCGGCAGCGGCGGCCAUGCAGCAACAUGCCGCCGUACGGUCCGCGCACGUCUACAAUCAACACCAGCUGGAUCCGAGCGGUGGUUACGGGCAGCACCUCGGUGCCGGUGCUGGUCAGGUUCCCACAAGCCUGCACCAGCUCGGCACCCCGCAGCAGCAGCAACAGCAGCAACCGCCCGGUGGACCGGGAGGUCUAGCUCCGACGCAUCCGUCGCAGCAACCCUCCCAUCUGCCGCAACCGCAGCAACAGCAGCAACUUCAUCCGGGGCAGCUUGGUCAGCAGCAGCAGCAAACACACAACAGCCAACCGCAGCACCACCCGGGACUGGUGGCCAGCCAACCCGGUCAACAGCAGCAACAUCCGGGCCUGGUACACCCGGGGGCACAAGCGAAUCCGGCCGCUGCCGGUGGACUGCACGGGCUCGGGGCGCUGGGUCAGCAGCAACAGCAACCCGGGCCGGGUCCGGGGCAUCACCCGAUGACGCACUCGGGAGCAAUGCCCGGUGUUGUGCCAGGUGCCGGCAGCGGCGGUGGUAGUGCCGGUGGUUACGGGGCCAGUGUCCCGCAGCAACAAUCGUACCUGCCGAAUGCUACCAAACCUCAACCGACUCAGCACGGUGGAAGCCCUCAGUAUCGGGCUCCGUUCCCGCAGCUGUCGCCCCAGAUGUCACCUCGCCCCCCGCAGAUGUCCCCUCACACACAGAUGUCACCACGUCCCGUGAUGUCACCGGCGAAACCUCCCGGGGGACCUGGUGGCGUAGUGACAUCGCAAUCGCCGCAGGCAACGGCCACACACUCACCGCACCCUCAUCUGGGCGGUGGCACGGGCGGUGCCAGUGGUGGAUCGGUGGCGGGAGGCGGAGGAAUGCAGAGCCCAAGACCGCAGGGUGGCAGCAAGCUGACGGCGGCCAGUUCGGGUGGCAGUGGUGCCGUCAACACAACGCUCCAAGCACUGGAGCAGAUGGUAAUGCCACCGUCGGCUGCAACGGGCAUGGAGUACGCCCAGGCAGCCUACCGGGGGGGACCCCCGGGUGGUCACCAGCAGCAGAUGGCCAACAACCCGCUGUCUCCGCUGGGACCCCGGUUACCGAUGUCACCGCAGCACCAGCACCAGCACCAACAGUGGCCACCGAUGGCGGCCGUUCAGCAGCAACAGCAGCAGCAACGACCCGGAAGCGGAGGCAUCAACGGGAGUGCGCACCACGGACCGGGAGGUCCGCAGCAGCAGCACAUGCCCCCGAUGCACUCGGCACACGCGCCACAUCUUCACGGGGGGCCGCACGGGCCGCCGCCACCGCACGCGCAGCAGAUCAGCCAACUGAACGACAUCUCGAGCCUGAUACCUCCCGUGUCGCAAACCACUAUGCCUGUGAUACCGUCCCCGUCGGCAACGGGGCCUGGUGGCGGUCCGGGUGGCGUCCUGCAAUACGGCUCGCUGGACGACAAGUCCGUACACGGUGUCGAUCCGGUCACUUCGGUGGCCCAGCAACAACCUGUACAUAGCCUUCACCAGCCGCACCUUUCGCAGCCCCACAGUCAAUCCGCGGGUGCGCAGUCAGCGGCACAGCAACAGCAGCAGCAGCAACAGCAGCAGCCUUCCCAGCAACUGUCCUCGCUGCAGCAGCAGAUGCAGCAGCAAGCAGCAAUGCUCACGCAGCUUCAGCCCGGAUCUCACCUGGCCUCGCCGCAGCAUCAUGCCGGUCAGCAUCCGCAAUCGGCUCUGCAGCAGGCUCAGCAGCACCAGCAACAGCAACACCACGCAUCGCUGGCCUCCAUGCAAACAGCGAGUGGUGGAAGCGGCGGCAGUCACGUCAGUCUAUCCCAUUCGAUCUCGCAGCAACUCCACUCGCCGUCAUUUAAUGACGACUUGCUGAUGUCGCCAAGCGGCCCCAAUCAACACCUGCAAGCGGUGAACAACGUUUCCCAACAAUCGCAGCAGCAGCAGCACCUACAUCAACCAAAACAGCAACAAUCGUCGAUGAACGAUCUCCCGUCGAUGCACGGUAGCGCUGCUCUGGAACAGCAGCACCAAGCUCACCAGCAACAUCAGCAGCAGCAGCAUCAGCAAUCGCUUGUCGAACUGCCACCAAUAUCGUCCAUUACUGAUCAGCAACAACAGCAGCAUCUGCACCAUCACCACUUGCACCAUCACCAUCAGCAGCAUCAACAUCAUCACCAUCACCAUCAACAGCAGCAGCAACAGCAGCAACAGCAAGCUCAGCAGCAAGCUCAGCAGCAGCAACAGCAACAGCAACAGCAACAACAACAGCAGCAACAACAACAGCAGCAACAACAGCAACAGCAGCAACAUCAGUCGCAACAUCAUUCCUCAAGUGGAUUAAUUGAGCAACAGGAGCCCCAUCAUCAGCAGCAACAUCAGCAACAAAUGCAACAGCAUCAGCAUCAUCACCAUCAACAGGCGCAACAUCAGCAGCAUCAGCAACAUCAUCAGCAGCAGCAGCAGGUGCCGCCUACGUCCGACUUUAGCCUGAUCGACAGCUUGGCAUCGAGCAACGCGAAUGAGGCUCCGCCCAGCUUGAGCCAGACGAUGACCGCUGGCAGCACGGCGGCAUCCGUUUAUUCACACGACACCCUAACGCCCCUGGCGGAGGUCGUAGACCCCCGUCAGCAGCAGCAGCAACAACAGCAACAGCAACAACAGCAACAGCAACAACAAUCGGUGUCUGCCGAGCAGACCGGUAGCAGUAGCAACGAGGAAUCUCGCGACAGCAUCGUCCCGGCCCCGGCCGAAUCCAAUACGGACGAUACGAAGUCAUCCAGUUCGAGUUCGCUAAUGGCUGGCACGGACUUUGAGGCUUUGCAUCAGCAGCAACAGCAACAACAGCAUGCCACUGCGGCCGGUUUACUGCUGGGACAAGACAACAACCUCACCGGCCUAGACUCGGAGCCACUGAAAGACCCAUCGAUGGACGGAAGUGCCACACUGCUGGACGAACAUCACCAACAUUCCGACAGUCUGUUGGCGAACGAAACGUCCUCGAUGCUGGAGCUGGGCGAGUCGAUAUCGAGCGAACCAUCGGCCGGAGGGGGCGCUCUGGCGUCGUUGACGGACCUACAGGCACCGGAAGUGACGACGGCGAGCAAGAGUCCCGAUCAGACCACGGUGGUACCGACGUCGACGACAGCAGUCAACGACACGACCAUCUUGCUGCCCGGUGGUGAACCCGCCAUAUCGACCAGUACCGUGUCCGCCACGGGAACGACCUUGGCUCCGGUCGGUCCACAGCUGCACUCCCAUCCACUCCCGUACACAGGGGGUCCGACGGCAGCAGCAGGGGUGGGUCUUUACGGAAUGCAUCCCACUUCGGGUGGCACGAUGGUGCACGUUGGGGCUCAAGGUGCACCACAGACUGGCGGAACUGGCGUGGCGGCGGGUGCUACAGGGCCCGAUGGCAUGAUGUUGGUGCCACCGCCGCCGCCACCCUAUCAAACGCCGCUUUCGCACGCCCAAGAGCGGGCCGCUAUCCAGCAGCAGAUGCAGGACAUGUACAAGCUACCGAUCGCUGACAAUCAGGACAAGAUGAUGCGCCUCCAGGAACGGAUGGCCAUGUUGCAGCAGCACGAAACGGCCGACGGGUGCCAGGGGCUGGGCCCUCAGCCGUGCCUGCUGAUGCAAAGCCAUCCGCUGUACCCGCAAACGACGGCCCUCGGUGUGGCGGCUCCGGUUUCGGCGGCCGCCGCAGCAGCGGCAGCGGCAGCUGCCGCUCAAGCCAUGAUCGACAGUCCGCAGGUAACGAGCACGACGGGCCGUGGACGAGCCCGAGCACCGUCCAGCAAACCGCGCAAAUCUCGGGCGAAAAAGUCGGCCGAAAAACAGACCACCGCCGCCCAACAGGAGGCGGCCGUGGCUGGCACUCCGGUGGUGCUGCUGGCCACCGGGCUUGGUGGUGGUGGCGGAAUCACCUCGGGCGAUGAGGCUUCACAACCGAAUGCACCACUGGCCACGACGCUGCUACCGGUCUCGGAAGAUUCCGUAACGGCGGGAACGGGCCUCCCGGAGGUUAGCUCCGAUGGGUUCCACGAGCUGGCGCUGGAAGGUGCUGGCGUUGGGAUUAAUGCCGCCGGUGGUGGUGAUCUCUCGCAAGACGGUAAUUUGUCGUGCAGUGCGGGCGAUCUCGACACAUCGACCGAUGCGUGCGGAAAGAAGAUCAAAAAACGGCGCAAACCUCGUGAAUCGAAAAAACCGGCCAAGGGCGCAGCGGCAGCGGCCGCAGUUGGAAGUGACGAUGGGCUAUCGAUCGCUUCGACCGAGAGUGUGGUGAAGGAUUCUCCGGUGACGAAGAAGGAAAGCAAAUCGAAGAAGAGCUCGAAGAAAAGGAGCAAGAGUAGUCGGAAAACCACCGCGGCCAAUGCGGCGAGCGACGGUGACAAUUCGCUGCUGUCGAUGGAUGAUACGGCGGAUGGCGUGACGCUUGCCGGCGAGGCUGCUGGCGAUCAUGAGCAAUCGAAGGCGUCCGAGGAGAAGGAGGAGAAUCAGUCGUUGGCCUCACUAAUGCACUCACAGCUUGUCCCGAACGAGAUUGAGCAAAGCACUGCUGUCUCGGAGAAUGCGACAGGCGAGGGCGCGGCAGACGACACGAAAGAGUCACUGGCGGCAAUGCUGACCGAACCGGCUGAAUCGGCGGAAGGAGCAGCAGCAGGUGGUGACGUUCCAUCGUCGGCAACCGGCGAGGCAGGUUUCGGGGACAAUCUCACUCCUGCUGCCGAUGUUCCAGCCGAAGCCGGCGCAGAAACGGAGGACCUGGGGGUUGGUGAUGAGCAGUCGAAGGGAGCGAUUACUACUACGACCACGGAGGAAGCUCCCGAAGGUGGUGAUAGCAGCAUGACAGAGGCCACGGCUACCAAAGCGGAAGAUGUCACCGAUUUUGACGACAUCCCCGUAUCGAAAAUACCCAACAAUAAGCAUCCGGCCGCUGCACAGCAGGAAGAGGAGGAAAAGAAAGCGCACGAUGAGAGUGGUGUAAGCGAAGAGACGGAAACGCCUAGCAAGAGCAAGAAAAAGAGCAGCAGCAGCAGCAAGCGCAAGGAGGGUGGCGAGGGAGGUGGUAGCAGCAGCAAGAAUCGUAAUCGUCCUAGCGGUGGCAGUGGCGGAUCUUCGUCACGGCGAAGCGGCGGUUCUAAAUCUGGUGGCAGCUCCAAGAGUCGAUCGCGUCGCAGCCGAAUGAUCGUUACCGAGUCCGACGGUGAAGGGGACGAUCUGUUAAGCACACCGCCUCCGUCGCCGCCGCCCGACAUGGACGCGGACAGUUCCAAGAGACGCUCGGCCCGUAACACGCAGCGCAAAAAGUACGUCGAUGACGUGAUGUUGCGUUUCUCGGACGACGAAUCCGGGCUAAUGUCACCGACACCCGCUUCGGGCGGUGGCCGAAAGGAUCGACGGUCGGAUGGAGCGCUCGAACGGAAGGACGUUAGUGCGGUGGCGGAUGGUGGCGUCGCUUCCGAGGGUGCAGCUGGCGGUACCGUUGGAGUCGACGGUUCCGUGGCUGGCAGUGGUGAUACUAGUGGUGGUGGUGGCACCGCCGGAUCGUUGGCCGGUGAAGGGGACGAUAAGGUGAGCACUUCGGAAGGUUUAGCGAAAGUCGCUGCGAUGCAAGAUGCAAGUGGCGACGUCAAACUGGACGAAGCCAACAAACCCAACUACGUGUACGUCAACACCUCGGAGGAAGAUUCGAUGGUCGUCCAGCUAGUGCUGGCCGUACGUAAGGGAAGGCGCGAGCUUAAACCGGAACCUCCGCCACGGCCUCCGAAAGAAAAAACACCCGAUCGGGAAGCGGGCGAAGAGGGGCUGAAGAGCGAACCCAAGGAGGGUGCUGAAGAGGGCGAUACGACGGAAGCUAGUGCCCCUGGUGAUGCAGUAGUUAAAGUAGAAUCCGACAAAGGGGAAGGUGAAAAGGAGGCCGACCCUGCAGAAGACGACGCAGAACAGAAAGCCGCGGAUGAAGCCACUACGAAACCGACCGAGGAUGAAGGUGGUGAAGUCAAGAAGCUCGCCGAAGAAACUGCUGAGAAGGUUCCUUCCACCGCCGAUCCAGUUGCUGAAAGCAUGGAAACGGAUGUGCCCGAAAAGAUCAAGGACGAAGCAGCGCUAGAAUCGGAGGUGAAAGUAGCCGAUACGGAACCACUCUCAAAGACUGGCGAGCCGGAAAAGCAGUCAGAACCGAUGGAAACGGAAGAAAGUUCCGUGCCCAAACCGGAAGCGAAGGAGGAUGAAACGGGUGAAAAGAUUGGUGCUGAACCGCAAAACCCGGAAAGCGAUGAAAGCACUUCCAUUGAACAAUCGGAUGCUGUCGGAAAGAUGGAAGUAGACAAGGAUCCGGACACGAAGCAAACGGACGACGCAACAACAGAAUCCCCGACGGUGAAGAAAGAGGAGGAAGACUCGGCCGAAAUGACGGCACCGGUUGGCAGCACGGCGGCAGAGAUAAAGAAAGAAACGGCGAGCGGCGAGCCGCCGGAGGAGGACAAGAAGCCGGAACCGGUGUACAUAGACGUGGAGGAGUACUUUGUAAAGUACCGGAACUUUUCCUAUCUGCACUGUGAGUGGCGCACGGAGGAUGAGUUGUUCAAGGGCGACAAGCGGGUCGGCAACAAGAUCAAGCGCUUUCUGAUGAAGCAACAGCAGCAGCUAAACAUCUUCGAAAGCCUGGACGAGGAGUCGUUUAAUCCGGACUUUGUCGAAGUGGACCGGGUGCUGGACGUGUCGGAGCUGACGGACGACGAGGGAAAGUCCGUGAAGCACUAUCUGGUCAAGUGGAAGAGCCUGCCGUACGAGGACAGCACCUGGGAGCUGGAGGAUGACGUGGAUCAGCCGAAGAUCGAGCAGUACCACAAGUUCAACAAAAUCCCACCCAAGAGUGAGUGGAAAACGAAGAAGCGACCCCAUCCGGACCAGUGGAAGGCACUGCCCGAGUCACCGAUCUACAAGGCGGGCAACAGUCUGCGGCCGUACCAGCUGGAGGGCCUGAACUGGUUGCGCUACUCGUGGUACAAGGGCAACAACUGCAUCCUGGCCGACGAGAUGGGCCUGGGCAAGACGAUUCAGAGCCUCACGUUCGUCAACUCGGUGUACGAGUACGGUAUCCGGGGUCCGUUUCUGGUCAUCGCGCCGCUGUCGACCAUCCCGAACUGGCAGCGCGAGUUCGAGGGCUGGACGGACAUGAACGUGAUCGUGUACCAUGGGUCGGCGACGAGCCGACAGAUGAUCCAGGACUACGAAGUUUACUACCGUACCGAAACGGGCAAACUGAUUCGGGACAUUACGAAGUUUAACGUGCUCAUCACGACGUUCGAAAUGAUCGUGACCGAUUAUCAGGAUCUGAAGAACUUCACAUGGCGAACGUGCGUCAUCGAUGAGGCGCAUCGGCUAAAGAACCGAAACUGUAAGCUGCUCGAGGGACUGCGGCAGCUGAAUCUCGAGCAUCGGGUGCUCCUGUCCGGGACGCCGCUCCAGAACAAUGUGAACGAACUGUUUUCGCUGCUCAACUUCCUCGAACCGAGCCAGUUUGCGUGCAGCGAGGAUUUCUUGCGCGAGUUCGGCAGUCUCAAGACCGAGAGCGAGGUGCUGAAGCUGCAGGCGCUGCUGAAACCGAUGAUGCUGCGCCGGUUGAAGGACGACGUGGAGAAAUCGCUCGCACCGAAGGAGGAAACCAUCGUCGAGGUUGAGCUGACCAACAUCCAGAAGAAGUACUAUCGCGGUAUUCUGGAGCAGAACUUUUCGUUCCUCAUGAAGGGCACCACUUCGGCCAACAUACCGAAUCUGAUGAACACCGUGAUGGAGCUGCGCAAGUGCUGCAUCCACCCGUAUCUGCUGAAUGGGGCGGAGGAUCAGAUCCAGUACGACUACCGGCAGCAGCAUGGGGAAGACGCCGAGGCGUACUACAAAAAUUUGAUCGUAUCUUCCGGCAAGAUGGUGUUGAUCGAUAAGCUGCUGCCGAAGCUGCGGGCGAACGGACACCGGGUGCUAAUCUUCAGCCAGAUGGUGCGCUGCCUGGACAUUCUGGAGGACUAUCUGAUGUACAAGAAGUAUCCGUUCGAGCGGAUCGAUGGCCGCAUUCGCGGUAACUUGCGUCAGGCGGCCAUCGAUCGGUACUCGAAGCCGGACUCGGAUCGGUUCGUGUUUCUGCUGUGCACCAAAGCGGGCGGAUUGGGCAUUAACUUGACGGCCGCUGACACGGUCAUCAUCUACGACAGUGACUGGAACCCGCAGAACGAUCUGCAGGCGCAGGCACGGUGCCAUCGUAUCGGGCAGCAGAAGAUGGUCAAAAUCUAUCGGCUGCUGUGUCGCAACACGUACGAGCGUGAAAUGUUCGACAAGGCGUCCCUGAAGCUCGGUCUCGAUAAGGCCGUCCUGCAAAGUAUGAACACGGGCCAGAACAAGGACGGCACACAGCGGCAGAUGUCGAAGAAGGAGAUCGAAGAUCUGCUCAAGAAGGGCGCCUACGGUGCGGUGAUGGACGAUGACGCGGGCGAUAAGUUUUGCGAGGAGGACAUCGACUCGAUUCUGUUGCGCCGCACACAGGUGAUCACGAUGGAAAGCGAGAAGGGAUCGACCUUCUCGAAGGCAUCGUUCGCCGCGGCCGCCAACCGGAGCGACAUCAACAUUGACGAUCCGGACUUUUGGAACAAGUGGGCCAAACGGGCCGAGAUUGAUCCGACCGCGUGCGAGAAGGACGAAACGGAGGAUCUGGUCAUAGCGGAACCGCGCCGUCGGACUCAGAUCAAGCGCUACGGCCACGACGAUGUGCCGAUGGACAUUUCGGACGAGUCGUCCGGUGAGCAAGGUACGGACGGGGAAGAAGGUGGUGGUGGUCUGAAGACACGCAGCAAGCGAACGCGCGGGGCGAAGGAGAAGAAAAAGUUGCAGCAACUGCAGCACGACGAUUAUGUGCCGCGUGAUCGAGAAACGCUUGCGGUGUUGGGAGCCGACGAAGUUUCUUACGGCAACUGGGCCAGGUCUGAGUGCUUCAAGGUCGAAAAGGGGCUGCUGUCACACGGCUGGGCACGAUGGACCGAAAUUCUCGAGCUGGGACAGUUUAAGCGCGGCUGGCGAGAGCAGGACGUUGAAGAUUGUGCCCGUGUCAUUCUACUCUACUGUUUGGAGCGCUAUCAGGGUGAUGAGAAGAUUAAAAACUUCAUCUGGGACCUGAUAACACCGAACGAAGGCGGCGAACAGCGAGAGAUUGCCCGCAACCACAGUGGCCUGCACAAUUUGGUCCCCCGAGGCCGAAACGCUAAAGGGCGGAAAUCAACGUCGGGUUCAACGUCGGCCUGCAAUACACCGAAGCGGGAAUCGAGUGCAACCGGCGGCGGUGGUGGCAACGGUGGAUCGGGAACUGCAACACCGGGUCCCACUACUCCGCAAUCAACUUGUCCGACGACGGCGGCGGUUGUUGGCCUAGGAAGCAGCAGCGGAGCGGGUGAAGCAAACGAGGACGCUUCGUCCAACUCUUCCGGUCCGAAGGGCGAAAAGUCGGCCAAAUCCGGAUCCGAUACGGGUGGCACCAAUACACCGACGUCCGAUCCGCACCAUUGGAGCAAGGACGAGAAGUACGACGCGGACACGCUGCUGGACAUAAACUACAAGAAGCACCUCACCAGACACGCUAACAAAGUACUGCUACGCGUUCGAAUGCUGUACUACAUCAAGCACGAAGUGCUGGGAGAUUUAGUGAACCAAAUCAAUGAUGGCGCUAACGCAAGUGAUCUCCCAAUUCGGCCACCGCCUACGCCCGAUCAGCUGCCGUGCUCAUGGUGGAAUCCAAAUUGUUGCGAUCGAAGUUUGUUGGUGGGAACGUACAAGCUUGGCUGCGAAAACUACCGCGGGAUGCGAGCGGAUCCGAUGCUCUGCUUCCAGAGCCACUGUGGCCCCGGUGAUGGCACCAUCGAAGAGACAGCGAUUGUGAAAGAAACGGACGACGAUGCAAACUCCAAACAGGGAGACAAUGAGGAAGAUCCGGAGGAUGGUGUUCCGUCAGAGAUGAGAUCGGCCUCGGUUGGCAUCGACUCGAAGGAUGAUGAUGAAGAAUCCACAGCGGGUACGACUAGCGCACCGACACCGGCCCCGUCCGACUCGAACCUGGAGAACCUGGCCUGGCCAACGAUGCAGGAUCUGAACACGCGGCUGCGACGGGUGAUCACGUCCUACCAACGCAACUACAAGAAAGAGGAGCUGAAGCAGCAACAGAAGGCCAAGCUACAGUCGAUAGUCCCGCCAGCGGGCACACCGACACUGUCCGGGCAGUCAUCCUCUUCGCCGUCGACUCCUUCAACCACGCCUGGGCCAAUGAUUGUCACAACCACAUCACAACAGCAACAACAGCCCCAACAGCACCAGCAAGGACAACAGACACAAUUGCAACAGCAGCAACAGCAAGCGCAGGGAGGAAACGCGAUGGGUCUGACACAUUCCGGCAGCGGCGGUGGUGUGUACGGAUCUUCCGGCGGCGGCGGUCUUGGGCACACGUCGAUCGGUUCGGUUGGUAAGGGAGUGCAACAGCCACAACCGUCCACGAGCAGCGGCGUUGGCAGUGGAGGCCUCGGGGGCUUGCAGGCACCCACCUCCGGGAUGCCAACGGCGGCCGAUUUCAGUCUCAUGCUCAGCCUUGGGCUGGGUCUCAAUCCGGCCGACCCGAACCAGCUGGCGAACAUAGAUCUGCAGAAGCUUGCGAUGUACUUGAAAAUGGAACGGCGUGAAAAGAAUGAGCAAGUUAUGCGUGAACGGGAGCGCGUUCGGUUGGAGCAGAUACCGAAGAAGUGGACACGGCGCGAAGAAAACGAGUUCAUUCGCGUGCUCACCGGUUACGGCAUCGACCUGCAGCCCAACACGACCGUCCCCACACCCGAUUGGAGUCGCUUCAAAGUGUUCGCCAAGUUGGACAAGAAAACGGACGAAAAUCUGAGCGAUUUCUACAAAGUGUUCAUUGCGAUGUGCAAACGCCAGGCGUGCGUUAAGCUGAACGACGACGAGAAGGGUCUCGACGGGCUGGUCGAUGAUGUGACGGAGGACCACGCAAAGCUGAUUCUGGACCGCCUGGAGCUGCUGUCGAAGGCGAGGCAAAUCAUCAAACACCCGAAGCUGGAGGAAAACAUUCGGCUGUGCGAAAACAAUCUCGACACGCCCGACUGGUGGAUCCCGGGCCGGCACGACCGUGAGUUGCUGCGUGCCGUGCUGAAGUACGGUAUCUACCGCUCCGAGCAGCUCAUUCUGGCCGAUCCCGAGUUUCCGUUCUACGAGUCGGCCCGGAAGUACCUGCAGCAGCUGGAAAUGCAAAUUCAACUACAAAACCAACACCUCAUGAAGAUGCAGGCAGAAGCAACGGCCAAAGCGGAAGCGGCCGCGGCCGCCAAAGCCGCCGCCGCUACCGCUGCUGCCGCGUCCAAAAAUGCGUCACCUGAAAAGAGCACCACUGCCGCCGCCGCAAAGACGGUGAAACAGGAGCAAGAAGCAGCGCCGCCGACCGUUGUUGUUUCGGUUGAAGAGGGAAAGGAUGUUGGUAAAGAUGUUACUACCAAAGCGGAAGUGGUUUCCCCGGUGAAGAAAGAACAACCGGCCGCCGCCGAGCUGCCUGCGGAAGAGGUGAGCGUAGAUCUGAAGACCGCUUCUUCGGUUUCGGAAACAGAUGGCAAAGAAGAGGAAGCUGCAGGAGAUGCCAAGGAAAGGAAAUCUCCGGAAAAAGUUACAGAGGAACCUCCGGCUGUGGAGAAUAUGGAACAGGAAACUUCCGAGCAGGUACCGAUUGAAAAGUCAGAGCGUGAAAAGAUGUCGCCCGAGAAGGAGACAAUGACGGCCGACGAAGCAUCUCCGGUCAAGGAAGUCGCUUCGGAAAAGCAGCUAACGGAGAAAGAGAAUGCUGUUGACGAAAAGACGAAUCUUCCCUCGAAGGAGCUUUCCGAGAAAACGGCGGUUGUCGAUUCCAAUGUCGCCGCCGAUGUCGUCGAGCCGGCCAAAGACGAAGAGAUGGCCGCCGAAGAUGGCAAGGAGCCACUCACCGAAGUGCGUUCGCCAGAAAAGUCGGUGGAUGAUAAGGCUGACGAUGCCGUUACCGCGUCCACCGGCGAGGAGCAGAAGGCCGCCGAUGGUCCCGAGAAAAUGGCUGAUGAGCUGUCGAAAUCGCCGGAAGAAAGCCCCGAAAAGCAGGAUGAUGCAGUGGCCAGGGAAGAAAAAAUCAGUGCUGAUGGCGGCGAAAAGGACGAAUCGGCCACCGCUACUGAAUCGGAAGUGAAACCCUCAGAUACCGAAGCGGCCAAAGAGGUGGAAAUGGAAACGGCUGCAACGGUUGACCAGAGCUUAAGCGAUGAUUCGAAGACCGAGCAGAAAGAGAAGGAUGAUGAUAAAAUGGACACCAACGAAGAGGAGCCGAGCCUUGCUUCUCCGAAGCCACCAGUCGAUGGACGCAAAACACCGUCCGUCGAGCGGGAAUCGCGCAUGGAAGUAGACGAACCGACCGGAGACGACGCUAAGGACGGCGAAACGGCAGACAAAAAAGAAGGUGCCCUGGUAGAAGAUGCCCCAGCCGACACUAUCACCGAAAGCACUGCUAAAGGUGCACAUGAUGAGAAGAAAUCGGAGACGGAACCCGCCUCAGAACCGAUGCCAACCGAUGCGGAAGGUUCGGAAGAUGUUUCUAAAGCAGAGACCACUGAGAAGAGCGAGGAACAGGUAGCAUCUACUGAGACUGCCAAAGCGGAAACUGUGGAAGAGCCAAAGGCAAACGAGGAGGAGCAUGGUUCGGAAGUGGAACCCUCAGCCGCGGUCAACCAGGAAGCAGCACCUAGGGCUUCAUCUCCCACUAAAGAACCAGAAACGGUAGCCAGUGCCGAACCUGAAACAAAGAAUGAAGCCGAUUCUGCUGGUUCCUCCGAACCGGUCGACGAAAGCACUGCGGUUGCGGCUGCUCCUGAAGAAUCCUCGGCUACGGAACCGGUCAGUGACGUGGUGCCGAUGGUGGUGGAGACGGCGAAAUCGAAAGCAGCACCCGAAAGGUCACCGUCUCCGGAUGUUAUCAUCGUGGAGGAGAAGAAGUCGGUCGAGGUGAAACCGCCGGUGGCGGCCGUGAGCUUGGUGUCUGAGGAGGAGCGCUGCUCGAAGCAGGCUGCCGAUCUGAAGGCUCGCUUCCCGGAUCUGGAGGUAUUUCAACCGUUGAUGAAGCUGAAGCAACUCGACAGCAGCAGUCUCACCAAAGAGGAUCUGAAAAACAUGAGCAAAUUUGCCAGCAUGAUCGAUACGUCGAUGAUCGUGAAGUGGUUCCGCGAUUUUGCGCUCGAACGUCGCGUUGGGCACAUUAUCUACUGCGUCGAGCAGAGUGAGUGGCCGGUCGGCAAAUCGUACUCGGCGUACACCGGGUGCCUCGGGAUCGAUCUGGAUAUUCCGCUGUACGAGACGAUCAAGCGCAUCAUUCCGAUGAACGACGAUAUGAUGCGCCGGUCGGCGUCCAGCACACCGGACGUGAUCACGAUCACGACCGAUCACCAGAAUGCGAAGCAGAUCAGCCAGGCUGCGGCGCUUGGUCAGCACUCGGCGACGAUCACCGGUGGUUCGGCGGGUGGCGGUGGUGGAAUGGUGAUGGGAAGCAGUUCCUCGAUCGCUGGACCGGGCCCCACAUUGCAGGCGAUGAGUCAGAGCAUAUCGGUGGCAGCAGCUCAUGCCGCGGCGGUAGCGGCCGGAGUCGGUGUGACGAUGCCACCGACAAGUAAGAAACGCAAGCGCCACAUUGCUAUCGAUGUUGAGACCGAGCGAGCGAAAUUGCAUGCGCUGCUGAAUAAUACUCAAAGCCCAGUUCCGAACUCAAAGUCACAACCGUCACACUCGUCGAGCAACAACAGUGGCGGCGGUAUCCAAUGGAACGACGAGGACGUGCAGGAGAUUCGAAGCAACGCACGGGGCGGCAGUGGCGGCGGCGGCGGCACAAACUCGCUGCAACCACCACCGGCCCAUCAGCAUGCGCCGCGGAACCAAAUGUCCUACCCGAAACCGACGCUCAUUCCCGGAACUUCCAGCACACUAACGCCGAUCGAUUUAUCUUCCAGUUACAGUCUGCCAAAGGUUAAUAUUGCGGAGAUGAUCAAGAACAGCAGUGUGGCGGCGGGUGCCGCCUCCGGUGGCCCGAUGGAUCUGAGUGAGGUGCAGGACUUUUCGAUUGGAAAGAACAAAAAGUCCUCCAACAGCCAGCAGCAGCAGCAUCUGCCGAGUGGCAUCAGCAUUACCAGUGCCUCCGGGCCGGCGGGAAUGAUGCAGUCCCCGUCGGCUGCCGUGGCAGCGGCAGCGGCCGCUGGCAAGGGUAAACUGAACGACAUGCUGUCGAAGCUGAUGAAGAAGAACAACGUUAGCGUGCCGAUUGAGGAGCCGCCGCUGGGCAAAGAAAAGAAACGCCGAAAGCUGGACGAGAUCGUGCUCGGGCUGUCGGCGGCCAAGGAACACAAGACGAUCUUCGGUGAUCCGACACCGCCCGGGGGCAGCUUUUCGGGCAGCUCGAUGAAGAAACCGCAGAUUCCGCCGAGCGUAUCGGUGACCCCGGCCAGUGGCCCGUCCUCGGUGAGCCAACAGCCGCCCCAGAAACCGUUCACCAUCACCGUCACGAGCGUUCCGGGUAAUCCGAAGAAUCAAGGGGCUGGUGGUUCUGGUUCCGGUUCGUCGGCGAGCAGCAACGCGAACAGUAAUGCCGCCGUAGCGGCCAGUAUGCAGGCGGCCCUGCAGGGCAUGUCGGGCAUGUCGUCGAAGGACAGUCUGAACGCCCUGUUCGCGCAGGCGGCCCAAGUCGAGCAGCAACAGUUUCUGAAGCAACAGCAGAAACUCAUCCAAUCGAUGCCGGCCAACUCGCCGCAGCGCAAAGCGUACGAGGCCAUGUUUGCCGAGAUGAAGCAGGCCGCCGAACUGAGCUCCAAGCUGGGCCAGUACGGUAGUGCGCACGACGCCAAGGUAAACAAGUGGCUCGCCGAGCAGACGGCCGCUCUGACGGAACAGGCCAUGGGAAUGGACUAUCUGUCCCGAUCGCGAUCGCGCGGCGGAUCAUCCUCUUCGCAGGGCGGCUCGAAUUCACGAUCGACGCGCGGUUCCGCGAACAGUUUGCAGCAACAGCAACAACAACAACAGCAGCAACACCACCACCAACAGCAGCAGCAGCAGCAGCAUCAGCAACAACAACAGCAGCAGCAGCAACAGCAACAGCAGCAGCAAGCCGAAAACAAUGCGAUGGCCUUCAACUGGAAAAAUCUUACCGGCGACGAGUACGUGGCCGUGAUCAACAAAAUCAACGGCAAACGGUUGACGGGCAACAAGGCGCCCCAGUUGAAGCGCCUAACGCAGUGGCUAGCCGAUAAUCCGGCCUACGAAAUCGAUCCGAAGUGGGCCGAAUCGAUCACACUUCCGGGGCCUUCCUCAGCCAUGUCGAAGGGAUCGAUGGGAGACGGCGGCGGUGCUGGUCAGGGUCAGGGUUCGUCCUCAUCAUCGUCAUCGGCCAAGCAGAUGCGUUCGCAGCAGAAUGCAGCCGCGGCCGCUGCCGCCAGUCAGCAGUACGGCGGCAGCUCGGGUGGCUCAGGCACUGGCCAACAAUCGUCCUCCGGCUCGACUUCUUCGUCGUCGAAGAAACACUCGCAAAGCAGUAGCAAUGCAGCGGCGGCUGCGGCGGCCGCUGCCGCCGCCAGUAUGCAGUUCCCUGGCUUGGCCGGGUUGAACGCGAACCUACUGUCCAGCAUACCGGGGCUGGGAAGCUUCGACCCGAAGAACAAUCCACUGUUGAUGCCAUUCGGUAGCAUGCCAGGCUUGGCCGGGCUCGGUGGUCUGGGAAAUCUCAGCAACAUGAAUCUCUUCUCGAAUCUGGCCGGCCUUGGGGGGUUGUCGGCCGCCGGCAUGGAUGCGCAAAGUUUGGCGGCCAUGAUGGCCGCCGCCGGUCUGGAUCCGGCCGCCGCACUUGGGGCCGCGGCUGCCGCAGCAUCGUCCGGUGGGACGCCCACCAAAGGUGGUGGUGGUGGAGGGAAAUCACGGAAAUCAUCAUCCGCCGUCAACGAUGGAGCCGGAACGUCCGGAUCAUCCGGCUCGGGCCAACAGGGUUCCUCGAAAGGUUCCUCACAGCAACAGCAGCAGGCAGCGGCAGCGGCAGCAGCAGCUGCCGCCGCGGCCAACAGCCAAUUCCCGUUCUUCUUCCCCAACCCGAGCCUGCUCUACACACCGCUCGGUCUGGGCGGGCUGAAUCCUUACGGAUUGCCCGGUGCCGGUGGACUGGGAACGAGUGGAACCACGACGGGCACGUCGUCCUCGACGACAACCUCACGGCAAUCGCAAUCUGGCAAACAGAAUUCUCGCGGCGGCGGCGGAGGUAUGGGGGGCGGUUCGGGUGGCGGUUCUUCGCAAUCGACCGGUUCACCGGGUGGCGGUGGUGGCGGAAAGGGACGUUCUUCGGGGCUAAGCCAACAGCAAGCGGCUGCUGCGGCGGCAGCCGCCCACCAGCAGGCGGCGCGGGAAGCGGCCCAACUCCAGCAGUUGCUGCUCCCGCACGACACGCACCUUCUCGAGUCGUUGACGCGAUCGGCUGGGCUGGACAUUUCCGCCGCAUCCCAGGCCAGUCCCGGCAGCGGAGGAUCCGGCGGAGGAAGUGGUGGCCGAGGUGGAUCGAGUGCGGCCGAGAAGCAGCGAGCAAGGGAAAGUGCCGCCGCACAACAGGCCAACAAACAGGCCCUGGAGAAGCUUGAACGGGAACGGCGCAAGAUCCUUGAGACGCUCACCGCAGGCGGAUUUCCGGCCGAUCUGGCCGCCAUGCAGGCGUUUGCGACGGGGAAAAUGCCGUCCACCGGCUCGUCACACUCGUCGAAGGGUGGCAGCUCGUCAUCGCAGGCCCAAGCAGCGGCCGCAGCCGCUGCAAUGGCGGCAAUGACCGCGAAGGACCUUCCGCUGCCGAUACCGCCCGAGUUUAGCCAAGCGCUUUUCGCCGGUAUGGCAGCCCACGCUCUGUCCGCUUCGGGUGCCUCAGGGACGGGCACGGGAAGCGGUGGCCGCUCGUCAUCCCCUUCGGCCGCGAAAAAGGCGCGCGACCAGGACCUCAAAGAUGCGUUUGAGCAGUUGAGCAAAAAUCCGAUCGAACUGUUGGCCCGCAGCCUCGGCGUUGGACCCGCAAUCUCGCUCAUUCCGACCUCAUCGUCGAGCUCGUCCGCACCUUCACCGUCGGAGUCGAAGCGCGCCCGACACGAGGCGGCCCAGCUGCAGCACCACCUAUCGAAGCUCGAUCCGAAGACGCUGCUUCUGGGGGGUUCCGGAGCACCGGAAGAACUGAAAUCGUCCCCGCGCUCGAGUCGCUCGAGUGGCGCCACCGACGGAUCGUCGUCGUCGUCGGCGUUACUCGGCCUGGACAAGGUCACCCUGACGCCCGUGGCUGCCGCAAGCAUCGCUGCAUCGCUACCUUCUCAGACCACCAUCUCGCUAGCGCCCUCUCCGUUGCCGGGCGGCUCGUCGCUCAAUCUGAGUUCCAAGAGUCCGGCUUGCCUGUCGAGCUCAUCCUCGUCCGGUGGCGGCAAUUUGGAGCGCGAGAUACGCGAGCGCGAACGGGAACACCAGCGGGAGCGCGAGCGGGAACAUCGGGAGCGGGAACGGAACGAGCGGCACGAGCGACAGGAGCGCGAUCGAUUGGAGCGUUUGGAGCGACGCGAUCGCGAGGAACGUGUGGCGGCCGCGGUCGCAAUGGAACGGAUGGAACGAUCCGAGCGCAAUCUGCGCUCGUCGGUCGACAGCGUGGCGGCCGAUCUGAGCCGUGUUGCCGCUGCCGGACUCUCGGUUUCGCUGGCCAACCCAGGUGGCUCUGGCUCUCUGUCGUCCGGACGAACCGAAACCGGUGCGAAUUUGCUGGGCGGCGGAGCGUCGGUGCUCUCGUUGGCCGCACUAGGACCACAUAACCUUUCGUCGGCGGGCGCCGCAGGAGGACCGUCGACGGAGUCGAUGGGAGGUGGCGGCAGCAGAAGUGGAGCAUCGAGAACGAUCGAUGGAAAUCCCUCGGAAGCGGGCUCAUCAGCAACGGCUGGGGCGGGUGCGGGACCGGAGAUGGAUCUUGAGGAUCUGAUUGCGCCCUCGAAACUGUCCAAGUCGGGCGGUGGUGUGCUGAGCGAAGAGGAUGACCCUCAGAAACAGAUCAUGCUGCUGAAGCAAAAGCAGAAGCUGCUGCAGCAGGAGCACCUGAAGAAAGUGCACGAAGCGCAAGAAGCGCAGCGGCUGAUCGAACAGCAGCGCAUUGCGGCGGUCGAGCAGAAGCAGAAACAGGAGCAGCACCACCACCAUCUGCACGGAAGCGGCAGUGGCGCGUUGAAGCUAACGGCCGAUGAUCCUUCGUACCACCACCAGGCACUGAUGCAGGCGGCAGCCGCUGAGGAAGCAGCGGAAGCGGCCGCACUGUUGCGGCACCGUGAAUCGAAACGUCGGAGGGAAAACGAUCUCGGGGCCGAGGAAGAGUCGACGACGGAAAGGCGAAUAGCCGCCGGUGCUGGUGAGCAGCACCAUCACCAUCAUCACCUGCUCCACCCGGACCUCGGUCUGCGGGGUGAGUCUGCGGGAAACAAGAGUAUACGUGACGAGCUGGCCGGUGCUGACGGUGCACCACAUCAUCCGGCGGCCACAUCACACCCGGAAUCCGGUGCCCACUCGGUGGCGGAGGGUGAUUCCUUCCACGAUGAGCUUCACCAUCACGACUUGUCGAUGGACAAGGAAGCGACGGGGAUUGGUGGAGAGUCGGAUCACGAGGGCAUUGGUGGUGGGAUUGGUGCGUGCUCCGAAGAACGGCGAAGAACAUCGCGGCGCCAUCAGUCGUCACAUCAGCCGAUGGUGGGGCCAGAGGGCGCGGACGAUGAAACGAUGCGAUCAGAGUCGGAGAAAUCAACCCCGGAACUGUCCGGCGGCGGUGGUGGACACGGACCGGCACGCAAGUCGACACGCUCCAGUACGGAAGCGGCCAACUCGAGCGGAUGUGAAUCGAACGGUGGUGGCGGCGGCAGUGGAACGUUACUCGGUGCGAUGGCGCAGGUAUCCGGCGGCGGCGGUGGUACACCUUCCGGUGGGCGACGAACGACACGCAGCAAACGGCCACGCAGCGGGGAAGACCUGGAGUCGAUCGGUGUUCCGGAACGCAAGCGCGAACUACGGUCAAGUGCGGGGCGCCAGGCAGCGGCUGCCGCCGCCCGUAUGGCGGCCGAAGCGAAGGCAGCUGCGGCAGCCGCUGCUGCCAGCGCUGCCUCGGGUGGAUUCUCCGACAGCAGCACCGGUUCGCUCAACCUAUCCGCAUCCGGCGGAAAGGAUCAGCAUGACUCGGAUCGGGACGAUGCGCCGAUUUGACUAAAAACGAAUAAAUGACGCUUAUAAGCAGAAUAAUAGAGAUCAGAAAUAGGAGACGAGACGAUCAUCGAUCGGAUUGGAGAUCGUGUUUAGAAUAGGUAGCUUAAGUUAGAGAGCGCGUGAGAGAAAGUAUGACACUGAUAUUAACGAAUGUCGAAACCAUAGCAACCAUCUAGUGGUGGAUGAACUAACCCUGCCAACAACCAACAAACACUGUGUGCGCGUGUGACUUGGAUGGUGAGCGUUUUUGACUCAGCAACCUCCAGCGGUGAACGGACGCCAUUAUGACGUGUGUGUGUGUGCUUGCGUGUGUGUGUAUGGGGGGUGAAGAGGCUUUAGAACAACGUGGACGGAGCAUGUAACGGUUUUUUGCAACAACAUUCCCGAUCUUCAUGGUGGAUGAAGGGGUGGCGUUUCGAAAGAGUAGACAAGGACAGAUAGUGGGGUACGCUCAAAACAAUGACACGCGGUUUUAAUUGUUCGGCAACGGGCAACU